AGUCACCAGCUGACAAUAAACAGAAAGAGGGCGGGGCCAACAAACACAAAUCAGGAAGUAAAUCAACAACAUCAGGAGGCCGACUAAAAUUAAAAUUAUUCGUAUUCUUUUUGUAGGUAUGCAUUUUGUUUUCCAGUUAAUCUUCUCGUAACUGUCCGAGUUUGCAUGAAGCAACUCCAAUUGAGCUGCAGCAUGGAAGAGACCAGUCGGGAGGCAGUUGCCACAGCAGUGCAGCGUGUGGCUGGGAUGCUGCAGAAAUCAGACCAGCUGGAUAAAGUGGAGCAGUACAGACGGAGAGAGGCUCGUAAGAAGGCCUCUGUGGAAGCCAGGUUAAAGGCAGCGAUCCAGUCUCAGUUGGACGGGGUACGGACUGGUCUGACCCAGCUGCACAGUGCCCUGCUGGAUGUUAAAGACAUCCAGAGCUCUCUGGCCGCCGUGAGCAAAGACUGGAGGCAAAGCAUCAACACCAUCGAGAGCCUAAAAGAUGUCAAAGAUGCUGUGGUUCAACACAGUCAGCUGGCCUCUGCUGUAGAAAACCUCAAAAACAUUUUCUCUGUGCCAGAGAUCGUGUUAGAAACACAGCACCUGAUCGAGCACGGCGAGCUGCUGCAGGCCCACAGGAAGCUGAUGGAGCUGGAGUGUUCACGGGAUGACCUCAUGUACGAGCAGUACCGCAUGGACAGCAAGAACACCAGUGACAUGAACCUCAUCUCCAUCUACUUUGAAGAUGUUCAAGGAUUGUCUGAUGAGCUGGCCAAGCAGCUGUGGAUGGUACUGCAGAGGUCCAUGGUGACCGUUCGCCGGGACCCGACCAUGUUGGUGUCUGUGAUCCGCAUCAUUGAGCGAGAGGAGAAGAUCGAUCGGCGAAUGGUUGACCGAAAGAAACAGUCUGGCUUCAUCCCGCCUGGAAGACCCAAACGCUGGAAGGACAAGAUGUUUGAGGUGUUGGAGGGCACUGUCAGCACCCGCAUUGAGAGCACCCAGGCAGUGACCAGAGAGGUGGAUAAAAUGUGGCUUGUCCGUCUGCUCGAAAUAACAAGAAAAUAUGUUCUUGAUGACCUUAUUAUUGUGAAAAACCUCAUGGUGCAGUGCUUCCCCCCACACUACAACACCUUCAACAGGUUUUUCGGCCUCUAUCACAACGCGGCGUCGUCUCGUGUUAAGGAACUGGCUUUAGAUGACUUGGAGGCAAAUGAAAUUGUAUCUCUUCUAACCUGGGUUCUCAAUACAUACAAAAGUGUUGAGAUGAUGGGCCAUCCAGAUCUGUCCUCAGAGUGUGACAUAAAUCAGCUGGAGCCUCUGCUGCCUCAGGAGGUGGUGAACGAACUGCUCAGCAAAUAUGUCAAGACUUUUACUUCUAAUAUAACAGGCUGGCUGAGGAAAGCUCUGGACACAGAUAGGAAGGACUGGCAGAAGGAAACAGAACCUGAGGCGGAUCAGGAUGGAUAUUACCAGACUACACUGCCAGCCAUCGUCUUCCAGAUGUUUGAGCAGAACCUGCAGGUUGCUGCACAGAUCGAUGGAGACUUCAAAGAACAAGUUCUAAAGCUUUGUCUGAAACAAAUGAACUCUUUCCUUAUCAGGUACCGGGACGAGGCGGUGGCGUAUAAAGAGGAUCACCUGAGGGACCGGCAGCUGCCUCAGUGUUAUGUUCAGUAUAUGAUCGCUAUUAUCAACAACUGCCAGACAUUCAAAGAGUCCAUCAACAGUCUGAAGAGGAAGUACUCCCAGUCAUCAGAGUUCAGUGACAGCGACACGGUGAUUGAAAAGACUCUGAACGAGGUGGCCAAGGACGGCUGUCAGUUCCUCUUAGAUGAAGUCUUCUUGGACCUGGAGAACCACCUGAAUGAGCUGCUAACCAGGAAGUGGCUGACAGGUUCUCAUGCUGUGGACACCAUCUGUGUGACUGUGGAGGAUUAUUUCAAUGACUUCAACAAAAUCAAGAAACCUUUCAAUCAGGAGAUGACAAAGGAUGCCUUGCGCAGGGUGGUGGUGGAGUACAUUAAAGCAGUUAUGCAGAAGAGAAUCACUUUUAAAAAUGCUGAAGAGAGGAAAGAUGGAGCCGAGAGGAUGAUCAAAGAAGCUAAACAGUUUGAGUUCCUCUUCAAGAAGCUGGCUGCGGGCGAAGAAACGGACAGACUUUGUGGAGCCAUCGCCGCCAUCGCUGAAGUGUUCAAGCUGACUGAUCCCACCCUGUUGUUCCUGGAGGUCUCCACUUUGGUUUCAAAGUAUCCUGACAUCAGGGAGGAGCACAUCCAGGCGCUGCUGUCGGUGCGCGGAGACGCCAGCAGAGACAUGCGCCAGAUGAUCAUCGGGACCCUCAGCGAGAACAAAGUCUCCUCCGCCAACGUCACGCAGUCCAUAUUCAAAGAUAUUACUGUUCCCACCAUCACCAUGACCACCAUGACCUCUAUGGCAACGGCAAAGCUGCUGAAAUAAAGACUGACGCUACGUUUACUUUCAUCACUUCAACACAAAGAGAGCUUUUUCCUGUUUGAUUCAUCGGAUUCCUUUUCUUUCCUCCACUUUUUGUUUUCUGUUCGUCUUUAACUAACCUCACCAAUGAAAUCUGAUCUGAGCUGAACAUUAUGCUGAUAUUUCUCUUCAUUUUAGUGUUUGCUGAAGCUACUGGGGUAUGGUAACUUUAAAAAACAAUUACUUUGAGAGAGUUUUUAAUUUGCCCACUGCUUAGUAAAAUCUUUUGCUAACAGGCAAAGAUCUUGCACGAGUUACCACUUAGAUUUGUGAGCGAUGCUCAUCUAAAACAAUGCUAAACUUUAGUUUGAAAAGCUGAAUUGUAGCCAGUUGAGUGCUUUCUGAGGUCCGUUGCUUGUGGCAGCCAUCUUGAUUGGAUCAGACAAUGGUUACUGUAAGAGUUUCAUUAAAACCCACCCACUACUUCAGGAUAUAUUUUGCUAAGACAAACAGAAACAUUCUGCAGCAGGUGAUAACAAAAGCAACGGUUCAGAGUAAUGAAGAAUAAAGUGAACGUGGAUGUGUUCUUGUUUUUUCAGAAUCUGUUUAAAAUGUGGUCCUGAAACAGCUGAUUGGUCCCUCAGUUUUUUUAGCCCAUCCUUAAACAAACCUGUUUGCAGCUUGCUGUUAUGUAUGAAUAAAUGAUACUUUAUUGAUCCCAAGGAGAAAUUACAGCUCCGAACACCUGUUCACAAGACAGAACAUAGAACAACAGGUUCCCACGUCUUACAGCCAUAGACCCCUGAACAGGGCAAGGAUCAUCAUCAUGAAAACAUGACGAGGCGCUACCCUUAAAAGAAAAACAAAAUACCACAUAAGGAUGGAUGAGGAAAAACAUCAAAACAUAUCAUGAAAAGUGACACUAUGGUAUUUACAAAAAAAAAAACCUCUGCAGAGCAAAGUUUCAGUCAACGUGGAGGAUGGGGGGUGGAUAACACUGGUAGCUUAGAACAAAGGCAGAAAUGUUUGAAUGCAUGUGUGAGCAGCUGAAAAUAAAUUUGUAACCAGUCUCCAAA
Molecule: messenger RNA, 3491 nt
Organism: Austrofundulus limnaeus
Lineage: Eukaryota; Metazoa; Chordata; Actinopteri; Cyprinodontiformes; Rivulidae
Gene: exoc3
Product: exocyst complex component 3
Biological process (GO): exocyst localization; exocytosis
Cellular component (GO): exocyst
Molecular function (GO): SNARE binding
Source: RefSeq, a predicted model, not a curated record